Messenger RNA from Momordica charantia (bitter melon), 1861 nucleotides. RefSeq names its product E3 ubiquitin-protein ligase RHF2A. The record is from RefSeq and is a predicted model, not a curated record. NCBI's taxonomy places the organism in Eukaryota, Viridiplantae, Streptophyta, Magnoliopsida, Cucurbitales, Cucurbitaceae. Gene Ontology annotation, molecular function: ubiquitin-protein transferase activity.
GAUAUAUUUAGGUAAAUGUCUCCACUGGUUUAUGUCUUAAUCAGUUAAUAAUUUAUUUCUCCAUCCUUUCGAUGGAAUAAAAGAAACUUUCAUUAGGAAAUAUAGAAAGGAAACUCCCCGAGAAAGUAUCUCUAGCUCGACAGUGAAUAAUAAAUAAGAAAAAAGAUUUUGAACUGAAAAGCCUGAGAAACCCAAAAGGAAACAUUAAUCUGCACAGAAAUUGAAAUAUAAUUUUUAUUUUGCAAAAUAUUUUGAAAAAUCCUUGUGUUCCUCUCUCUAGCCAGAUACGGCUGAACAUGAUUAAUAUUCCCAGCUGUGCCCAAAGUGGUCACAUUUUCCAACAGAAGGAGAGAACCCAAUCAUUUCACCCAGGAAGUCUCUACCAUAGCUAGUAAAGGAAAAUUUCACUUGUCACGCCAAAAAAUAUGAAGAAAUUUGGUACCACAAACCAAGGUUAAGGGACAGCAUAAAAGAAGAAAAAAUAAUGUAUGACUGCUAGUCAGGUCCUGUGCCUCCUCCUUAGGUUCAGCGAUGUUUUUCACUUUUCAUAUGGGCCAUGAGGUUCGCAUGGUUUAAUACUCUCUAGCUUCCUGUCAAUCACCUUGAGUUGGACAGAGAACCUUGCAAAAAGGUGUCAAAGAAGCUCCCAAUGCCCCAUGUGUUGGCAACCUAUUAGCCUGAAGGAUCCAACCAGUCAGGAGUUGCUCGAAGCAGUAGAACAAGAGAGAAGUUUUAGACUUAAUCCAUCUCGAAAUUCAACAAUAUUUCGCCAUCCCACUCUUGGUGACUUCGAGUUACAGCAUCUGCCAGCUGGUGCAAAUGAUGCUGAUCUUGAGGAGCGCAUAAUCCAACACCUAGCUGCAGCUGCUGCCAUGGGACAAGCACGCCAUAGUGCUAGAAGGGAAGGCCACAGACAUCGGUCAGGAAUUCAUGGCCAUCCUCAAUUCUUGGUGUUUUCUUCUCAUCCCAAUACGUCGCCUACCUCUCCACCUCCUGGUGACAAUCGGGAGGGUGAAGCAGCCCGAAGAAUCACGGUAGCUACUUUAUCGCCCUCUCCAUCUGCAGGAGAGGAGUCCCCUCAAUCCAAUGCUUCAGUAUCUCCGGUGCAAACUGAUCAAACUUCUGCUUCAGCACCUCAAUCCAGUUCACAUUCUGCCAGUCAACUUGGAUCCCCAUCAAGUGAUAGGAGAUCGACCAGUCAACCAGUGCCUAAUAGUCAAGAUAGAGCAGGACCAUCAGAAUUACAAUCAUUCUCGGAUUCUCUGAAGUCUCGACUUAAUUCAGUGUCAACGAGAUACAAAGAUUCAAUUGCAAAGAGCACAAGAGGUUGGAGGGAGAAACUGUUCUCUCGCAACACUUCAAUGGCAGACGUUGGCUCUGAAGUUAGAAGGGAGGUUAAUGCAGGGAUAGCAACAGUAUCGCGCAUGAUGGAACGUCUUGAAACCAGAGAUGGUAGAAAAAAUGGCAGUCCCGAGUCGAGUAAUGUAGGGAAUACUAGCCCGGUUUCAGAAUCAAAUAAUAGGCAGACACCAGAGAAUGGAGGAAACAAUCCUUUGAGUGACACAAAUAAGGAAGGGUCACGCCCUGCAGAAUCCAGUUCAAGUUGAACAUUUUCAGAAUUGGCUUCACUCAAAGCCCCAUCUUAUAAGGAGGUGAAUACUGUAAGUGAUUGUUUCCCUCUUCCAUAUGUACAAGAAUGCCUGGAGUAGACUGAUGCUUAAAAAAUUGGGGAAAAAAAAGAACUUCAAUAUAUUAAAAAAUGACUGAAUUUUAGUUUAUUUUGUGACUAGUUAGAGUGUACUUAUAUAUUAGUCUGUGUAUCAUUGAUAACUAGUAAUAAAAUAGCUUAUUUACGAGUAAA